Molecule: messenger RNA, 1039 nt
Organism: Lolium rigidum
Lineage: Eukaryota; Viridiplantae; Streptophyta; Magnoliopsida; Poales; Poaceae
Product: RING-H2 finger protein ATL39-like
Exons: 1
Coding region: 220-765 (181 amino acids)
Source: RefSeq, a predicted model, not a curated record
CAUGUGCUUCAGUUUCCUUCACCACUUUCAUACUUCUUCCUCUAUUCUUGCUUGCUACCUUUCCUAGCCUGCAUUUUUGGUCUUCUGGACAAGCUUUCCUCUUUCGUGUUCUUCUUCUUCAGAUUGAAUAACGAACUUGACGUCUCGGUUAUUUUAUCCACACCAUUGGCAACUGUCGUCCGCUGUUUCCAAAGCCAUCUUCUCGCAUCAGGCGGCGCCAUGUCAACGGCCCAGAGCCCUGCGACCGCGGUGGCGGCGGCGGUGGAGAAGACCAAGCACUGGGCUCCGCACGGCCCGGCGCUGACGGCCUGCCUCGUGAGCAUCAACCUGCUCAUGAUCCUCCUCAUCUUCUUCUACUUCUGGCGGUUCUUCUCCGGGAAGCGUGGUUCCUUGUCUCCCGGCGGCGGAAACGACGAGGAGGCGUCGUCGUCGGCCGACAGUUCGCCGGCGAACUCGCCGAGGGGGUCCAGGCGCCUGACCGACCCCGACCAGCUGCCCGUGUCCGUGUACGACUCGAGCAGCGACGACCCCGCCGGCGGGAAGGCGGAGUGCGCGGUGUGCAUCGUGGAGUUCCGGGACGGCGACCUGGCCCGGCUCCUCCCGCGCUGCGGGCAUCGAUUCCAUGCGGCGUGCGUCGACGCGUGGCUGCGACUCCAUUCCACGUGUCCGCUCUGCCGCGCCGACGUAGUUGCCCCGCCGCCCGCCGCUGCCGAGCCAAAGAACGGCGACCCCAAGGACGACGGCGGCGAACAGUGCCCUGUGUGAGCUCGGCGGAUGAGAUCCACGCCAAUGCAGAGGAGGGGAGGAGCACGUAACGGCGGAAGGCGACAAGAUUCUUCCCGUCGGCGUCGCUGUCCUUUAGCUGACUCGCGCAAAAAGUCGGCGAGGUGCGGUUGGCUUUCGUCGUCUCUUGUUUUGCGGUGCCCAUCCUGUUAUAUCUUCUUCUCAGUUUUAGGCCUAUUUGGAGAUGACCAAGGCAUACAUAUUUAGAUCAGUCUUCUUAUAUUUGAUGCCCGUAUGAUUGGAAUUGCAAGAUUAG